Messenger RNA from Anopheles funestus (African malaria mosquito), 2374 nucleotides. RefSeq lists its product as uncharacterized. The transcript has 2 exons. Lineage: Eukaryota; Metazoa; Arthropoda; Insecta; Diptera; Culicidae. Bases 120 to 2087 code for a protein of 655 amino acids. The record is from RefSeq and is a predicted model, not a curated record.
ACGGUACAAUCGUAAAAUAAUCGAUUAAUCAAUCCUGCUACAAUGUCCAUCCACGAAGCCAGUGUAAUCUUCACGACGAUCCGAUUUCUACGGCAGAAGUGUUUAUUGCUGCCUACUGGAUGGCGUCCUUCUGCUGGAUCCUGCUGCUCGGUGGUUGGUUCGUGGCCAACCACCUUCAUACGGUGAUUGGGACAAACCUCCUGACAAGCUUCGAAGUGCGCCAUGGAUAUAUUUAUCCACCGAAUGUUACCGUGGCAGAAGGUGAAGUGAUGCAUUUGCGCCUGCUCGUACCAAUGCAGGAGGGUGAUCGUUGUUUGUAUCGCGAACCCGGUUCACCGACGGAUGUGGACGUGCAUGGUGUCGAGCGUGAUUUUACUACCCAUCGGAAGGUUUCGCACGGGAAAAUGGUUCGCUUUGGUGAGGCUGAAUGUAGCAUUCGUGUUAAUCCGGUACAUCAACGAGAUGGUGGCUUUUGGCGGCUGACAUUAGUCCGUGGUGUGGAACGUAUACGCGGCGUAACUAUGGUUGACGUUAUCGAACGUCCUUCCGUACCGGAAAUUGGAAUCGGAGGAGGAGCUGCCGGUGCAGCUGUAAGUUCGCUGGACGAAAUAAGUCCCGAACGUACCGAGUACUGUUUUGUGCUGCGCCAGGAUACGGCCAGUGAAGGUGCGGCCAGCGUGCCAAUGUACGAACGGUGCCAUCUACCGCUGAGUGAAACCGAUCCAACCGGUGCAGGCGUUUGGAGUGUGAUUGCCGGUGUACAAGGACAAAUGCGGGAGAUGACGUACGGAAUACAUAUCGAGAAUAAAGCGGAACAAAUUGUAACGACUGUCCACAAGGAAUCCGACUAUCAUGUACUUUCGUGUAAUCUACUGUACACCAAUCUAAUGCUGAAGUUCUGCCGCUUUGUACGCCUCGCGGACGGAUUGGGUUUGAACGUCAUCCCAGGCAUUGGGACAUCACGCUACGGCUACAUCGGUGCCGGUUUCGAACGAAACGAGUGCGGUCUGGAAAUUCUCGGCCCGGAAGGGCUCGAUAAGGGCACGUGGAAAUGUUUGCUAGGUUAUGGUGAUGACUCACUAACCAAAGUGUCCGGUGCGGUUGUGGACAAUUCCGACAUUAAUCCACCGUUGGCGAUAAUGCGGCCGGACGAGAUGGUAACGGCCCAGAACGGUUCCAUGGCAUCGUUACAGUGCAACGCAAAUAAACCAAUCGAUUACUGUUGGUUUCGUGGACCGCACGGACAAUUCUAUUCGCUCUCGGAGAGUCUCACGGCGGAGCGUAACGAUGGCCACUACUGGUACGGUGGCAUUUCGCUAGAGAUGGGCGAAUGUGGCAUUACGUUCGCUAACAUUUUCGCCGACGAACAUGCCGGCCAGUGGCACUGUUACGUGGGAAGCAGACACGUUACAGCGCUGGAAGUGUCCGCCACGUUCCAGGUACGCAUAUCAAGCUCACAGAUGAUUUCCCAGUCCGAUCGUGUGGAGGUUGGGCUUGAUUUUCCAGCCUUGCUCGGCUGUGACUCCAUUCCUCGCGGUACACCACUGCAGUACUGUCGCUUUGUAACACCGACCGGGCAAGCGUUCAGCUUGAACGAAAACAUAACCACCGAUCGACCCAUCCUCAAUCGGUUCUAUUCCAAUCCAAACCAUAACCUAGCGAAAGGUUCCUGCUCGCUCGUGAUUGCUUCGGUGCAGAUGGAAGAUUUUGGUGAGUGGAUUUGCGCGGGCAAGAUUGAAGGCCAUCCGAUGGAGCACAUCUACGGCAUUGUGCUGCACAACCGUGAUGAACAAAUACCAUCCGAUGGUGAACCGGAACCGGCUGGGGGAACGCUUUCUGCAGCUUCCAUUGGCGGUAUGGUGAUCGGAGCAGUGGCUGUAAUCGCUGGCGCUGUUGCCAUCGGUUACUGGCAGUUCCGGAAACGAUUGCAUCGUCAAACGGUCACUGCAAAUGAGGAAAUUCAAAUGCGUACGAUCGAACUGCAAGAAGACCUAACUAGGACGGAACAAAGGAUUAGUAUAAUCAGCUCAAGAAGCGAUAGCAGCAGCACAAACAGCAAUACAAAUCUGCAAGGAACUACUCUUUAGUGCUUGGUUCCAAUUAAAGACAAACUAUUCUGCUCCUGCAAAGCAACGUUGCUGAUUUAUUUUACAUUUACACAUACAUUAAAUUUAAUUACAAUGAUGAAUGUAAUUAAGUCCGGAUUUACAGCUUUAUACUCUCCUUUCGCAUUUGAAUGUUGCGCAAUAGACAUAUAUCGGACAUUGCAAACUGGCGGCCACUCGGUGUGUUGAGAUCGUACAAUCUGUAACGAUGUGGGAAAGAAUGCAUACACCAAUGUAUUAUAUUAAACAAUCAAUAAAAACCAAACAAA